Molecule: messenger RNA, 3314 nt
Organism: Hypomesus transpacificus
Lineage: Eukaryota; Metazoa; Chordata; Actinopteri; Osmeriformes; Osmeridae
Gene: plcd4a
Product: phospholipase C, delta 4a
Exons: 16
Coding region: 152-2422 (756 amino acids)
Biological process (GO): lipid metabolic process; intracellular signal transduction
Molecular function (GO): calcium ion binding; phosphatidylinositol-4,5-bisphosphate phospholipase C activity
Source: RefSeq, a predicted model, not a curated record
CAUGCACUAGACAUAUAUACCUCUUUACCUAGACAUUAUUACAUACCUCACACACUGCUGCAGCACCACAGUGAAGAACCAUUUAGAAGCUGCCGUGAAACUCACCCAAAAUUCCCAGAUAUCAGAUGGCGAAAGUGUGAGAAAACAACAAAUGGCUUCCACCAGAAGUGGUUUGCGUAUCCAGGGGGAUGACAACCUCCAGUCAAUGAUUGUUGGCACAAUUAUGAGGAAAAUCAAGUCUCGCACCUGGAAGAAACAGCGUCACUUCAAGCUGCAGGAGGACUGCAUGACUAUCUGGUACCAGUCCAAGAAGACUGGGAAUGCCCACUCCACGUUCUCUGUGAGUGAUGUGGAGGCCGUAAGGGAGGGCCACCAGUCCGAGGUCUUACUCAGCAUUGCCGAUGAGUUCCCCCCCGACCGCUGUUUUACGUUGGUGUUCCGCGGGCGCCGUGGCAACCUGGACCUGGUGGCAGACUCAGCAGAGGAGGCCCAGUCAUGGAUCAAAGGGAUGAGGAAGCUGAUUGAGAACCUGGAGAACAUGGGGGAGAGAGAGAAGCUUGACCAGUGGAUCUGCGACUGGUUCAAGAAAGCUGACAAGAACCACGACGGCAGGAUGAACUUCAAGGAGGUGCGAGACUUGCUGAAGAUGAUGAAUGUGGACAUGAACGAACAGCAUGCCCAUCGGCUUUUCACCGGAGCUGACAGGUCCCAGACGGGCACCUUGGAGGACGAUGAGUUUGUGCUCUUCUACAAGAUGCUUACCCAGAGGGAAGAUGUCCUGAGGGUCUUCCAGGACUACUCUGGCGAUGGGCAGAAGCUGGCCCUUCCAGACCUGGAGGACUUCCUGCGAGACGAGCAGCUGCAGAGCGAGGAGGUCCGGCAGCACGCCAUGGAACUCAUCGAGCGCUACGAGCCCUCCGACACAGCCAAGAUGCUCAACGCCAUGUCCAUCGACGGCUUCCUGAUGUACCUGUCUUCGGCCGAGGGUGCCAUCUUCAACCCGCACCAGCGGGAUCUGUACCAGGACAUGAGUCAGCCGCUGUGCCACUACUUCAUCUCCUCGUCCCACAACACCUACCUGAUGGAGGACCAGUUGAGAGGCCAGAGCAGCGUGGAGGGAUACAUCCGGGCUCUGAAACGAGGAUGCCGCUGUGUGGAGGUGGACAGCUGGGAUGGCACCAACGGGGAGCCCAUCGUGUACCACGGACACACCUUCACCUCCAAGAUCCUCUUCAAAGAUGUGGUGAACGCCAUUGGAAACUAUGCCUUUAAGGUAUCAGAGUACCCGGUCAUCCUGUCCAUCGAGAACCACUGCAGUGUGGAGCAACAGCGAGUCAUGGCCCAACACCUCAACGACAUCCUCGGAGACAAGCUGCUGAAAAGCACGCUGGACGGACAGAUCCCCCCUAGGCUGCCUUCUCCGGAGGAACUGAAGGGCAAGAUCCUGCUCAAGGGGAAGAAGAUCGGCGGGCUGGAGGGGGGUCUCAACGGGAUGGCCGAGGACUCGCUGACUGGGGAGGUGAGCUACGAGGACGAGGCUGCCGACAUCGACGAGGAGCACCUCCACCACGACAGCCUGCGUCGCAGGACCAAGAAAUCCAAGCAGCGUCUGUCCAAGGAGCUUUCGGACUGCGUGGUGUACUGCAAGAGUGUCCACUUCAGUAGCUUCAAGCAUUCCCGCAUCCACUCCAAGUUCUACGAAAUCUCAUCCUUCACUGAGUCCAAAGCCCGCAAACACCUGAGAGAGGCAGGGGCAGAUUUUGUACACCACAAUUCUCGACAGCUGACACGGGUGUACCCCAGUGGCCUGAGAACAGACUCCUCCAAUUUUAAUCCACAAGACAUGUGGAACGCCGGGUGCCAAAUAGUUGCACUGAAUUUCCAGACUGCAGGGGUUGAGAUGGACCUCAACGAUGGACUCUUCAGUCAGAACGGCCACAGCGGCUAUGUCCUUAAACCUGACUUCAUGAGAGGAUCUGGGAGGAGGUUUGAUGCUGAGACUCAACAGAGCCGUGAUGGCUACCAGCCUCUCAGUCUCUCCAUCCAGGUGAUCAGUGGACAGCAGCUUCCGAAAGUGAAUAUCAAAGAGGGCUCCAUCGUGGACCCGCUGGUGAGAGUGGAGAUCCAUGGAGUUCCUGUGGACCAGGCUAAGCAGGAGACCAGAUACAUUGACAAUAAUGGGUUUAAUCCUGUGUGGUAUGACACUCUGAGGUUUACCAUCCACACUCCUGAACUAGCACUCGUACGCUUUGUGGUGGAGGACUAUGACAAGACGUCCAAAAAUGACUUUGUUGGACAGUAUACCUUGCCUUUUACCUGUAUUCAGCAAGGUUAUCGUCACAUCCACCUCUUGUCCAGGGAUGGAACCAGUAUUCCUCCGGCCUCCUUGUUUGUGCAUGUUAAAAUCACUGAGCUUGUAUGAGAUGGACAUGGAGGAUUCAAGUUGCUGCCUACUAUGAUGAAAUGUGUUCCUCAAGGAAAAGUGACAGAAGGUUACUAUAUGCACAGUUGAUUGUUAACAUUUAAGAUUAUGCUUCACAAUAUUCAACUAUGCAAUGAUAAUUGUAUUAUUACUCAAUUUAAUAUGUUAUGGUAAUAUGUUUAGUAUUGUAUGAUGUUUUAUGUAUUCAAACUAAACUUAGCCAAAUUAUUUUAUAGUUAUUCAUGUGCUUUUAGAAAGUAUGAAUUUGAUUGACUUGACUUGUAAUUCAUUAACCUAACAAUAUUUAUGGUGUGUAUCAUCACAUGCAUUAUUGAUGUGUGAUUAACCUGCUUAAGUCUUCAGUACAGUAUAUCAUCAAAUGUUUACUAAGCCUGUAGUUGAUAGAAAUGAUUUGCAAUGAUAUUGUGUAAUAUUGUGAAGAAGAAUGUGCCACUAUUUCAAUCAGGCUUAUCAGCAGUAUUUUCCAUAACCCAUGGAGUUUUUGUCCAAUUGUACAGUGAGUUGGAAUGCAUAGCACACUGUGAAGUUCAUAUCAAUCAAUUUCAGAUUUUAGAGUUGAGUUCUGGUGAUCUGGAUCAGGAUGCCAAUGGCUGAACCCCACCUCCGUUUUGAAAAAUACUCUAUUCCAAUAAUGUAGCCUUUCCCCCCCACAAACAACCCAGGACUAAAAUAAAUACAUCAAUGCAUUGCUUUAGUAUAAAGACCAAUUAGAGAAAUUCCCCAAAAUAUACCUCAAAGUCUAUUAUGUCUUUUGUAAAGGAUGUAAAUAUGUUCAGCUGGUUUAAUGAUUGUCUAUUUUUGUACACAUUCUGUGUCUGUUGCAUUUUGUGUAUACCUCAGACCUCCUGUAGUAACAAUAAAUCAUUACUGA